Trypanosoma rangeli is the source of this 1305-nucleotide messenger RNA. RefSeq names its product nucleosome assembly protein-like protein. Gene Ontology annotation, cellular component: nucleus; chromatin. The transcript has a single exon. The record is from RefSeq and is a predicted model, not a curated record. Gene Ontology annotation, biological process: nucleosome assembly. The coding region runs from base 1 to 1305 and encodes 434 amino acids. Gene Ontology annotation, molecular function: histone binding; chromatin binding. NCBI's taxonomy places the organism in Eukaryota, Euglenozoa, Kinetoplastea, Trypanosomatida, Trypanosomatidae.
AUGCCAAAAUUCGUUGACCCGGUGCACCUCCAUCAAAAAGAGCAUGAAGACCACGAAGAGGAGGACGAGGAAGACUUUGACCUGGUCGCCGCGAUGAAUGAGAUGACGAUGCACGAGCGCCGCCGGGCGUAUGCACUGAAGGGUCUGCUGAAUGACUACAGGAACGUCCAUGCAAAGUUCCGCGAGGAGCUCGCAUCUCUGCAGGUGGAGCACCUGCACACCACCCAGCAACUGCACAACGUGCGCGCGGAGAUCGUACGCGGGCUGCGUGACGUGACCGACGACGAGAUCGCCGCGCUGACGGUAACAGCGAUCUCUGGUGUGCAGGAGAUCCCCUCCGACGAUGAGGACGACAAACAGGAGAAGGGCAAGGCUCAGUCGCGGGGAGCGGCAGCGGGUAGUGCAGGCAACACCGCAGCGCCGACCAAGUCGGUGAAGGUGGUGACCCUGCAGGAAGAAAAGGGUCGUCUUGAGACCGCGGCCGCCGCCGCAGAUGGAGGCAUUCCGGACUUCUGGCUGACAGCCUUAUGCAACGCGGAGACGAUUGAGUCCAUGAUCACCGAACGCGACCGUCACGCCCUGAGCUUCCUGCAGGACAUUACAACGGAGUACAUCGAAGACGAUCCGCAGAAGGGUUUCCGUCUGAACUUUCACUUUGCACCCAACGAGUAUUUUUCAAACACGGUGCUAAGCAAGACGUACCGCUUGACAUUUGACGAGGAUAGCGGGGAGUUUGAGGUGGACUCUAUGAAAGCCACCCCAGUGGAAUGGAAGUCGGCGGAGAAGAAUCUCACCGUCAUUCUAAAGAAGAAGAAGCAGCGGCACAAGACGAGCAAAAGCAUCCGUGUGGUGACACGCGAGGAGAAGUGCCCAUCGUUCUUCACCUUCUUUACGGACCCACUCGGGGACGACGACGACGAGGAGGAGGAGGAGGCUAGUCAGAGUGCAGAGGCGGGCAAGAAGAAGCAUAAGGAGGAGGAGGAGGAUGACGACGACGAAGAGGAAGAGGAGGCAGAGGCCGAACUGCACAUUGAGGUAGGGCACUUGCUGAUGGAGGAGAUUGUGCCAAAGGCCGCCAUGUUCUACACAGGGAAGUCAGUGGACCAGACGGCACUGGCGCUACAGAGCCAACUGAAUAUCCAGUUUCUCGACGACGACGACGACGACGAGGACGAGGACGAAGAGGAGAAGGAGGAGGACAAGAAGAUUGGCAACACCCACGGCAAACGGCGGCACACCACUCAACACCGUGGCGGCGGCGGCGGCGGCGGCGGCAAAGAGGAGCAGCAGUGCAAGCAACAGUAG